AUGUCUCGCACAUUUGACGCCAUCAUUGUUGGCUGCGGUUUUGGAGGCGUUUACAACCUCUACAAACUAAAGCAACUCGGCCUCUCCGUGAGGGCUUUUGAUAAGGCUCCAGAGGUUGGUGGCACAUGGUACUGGAAUCAGUAUCCCGGUGCUACUACCGACACUACCAGCGAGAUAUAUAGGUACAGGGAAGACAAGGAGCUGUUGAAGACAUACCCUUGGUCAACACGCUACUUAAGCCAGAAGGAAAACUUGGAGUAUCUACAGCAUUUUAUUGAGAUCCACGACUUAAGACAACAUAUUCAGUUGAGUGCGGAGCUCAAGUCAGCGUCCUUUGAUGCUGCCACAUCUACAUGGACCGUUACCUUCAACUCUACCGGAGAGACUUAUAAGACCACAUACCUUAUUUUAGCCACUGGACAUUUACAUACACCUCACAAACCCACAAUCAAGGGAAUUGAGAAGUUUGCUGGUCCAGUUUAUCACACAGGUGAAUGGCCUGAGCACCGUGACCUCAAGGGCAAGAAGGUUGGUGUCAUCGGCACAGGAUCAUCCGGAGCUCAGCUCAUGGUCAACAUUGCCGAUGAUGUUUCACAUCUAGUUUCUUUCCAGCGGUCGUCACAACAUGUGGUGCCUCACAACAACGGACCCAUCUCAGCCGAAGAAAGAGAAUGGGUUAACAGCAACUGGGAUGAGAUUUGGGAGACGGUCGACAACCAUCCUAUUGCACAGAACCUAGUAUAUAAGAGCACCCCAACUAUGAGCGUCAGCGCAGAGGAGCGUGAGCGUAUCUGGGAGGAAAUCUGGAACGGAACAAACGGUGUUGCCUUUAUGUAUGGCCCAUUUGGGGACAUUCUUACAAGCGAAGAGGCCAACCGAGAGCUGUGCAAAUUCUUCGAGAAGAAAAUUGCCCAGUAUAUCUCCGAUCCUGAUAAGCGUAAGAAGCUGACGCCGACCGAACUCUACGUCAAGCGCCCUGUUACCAUGUCAGGAUAUUACGAGACAUUUGCCAAGAAGCACGUCGACAUCGUCAACUAUCAAUUCACACCCCUUAUCGAAGCAAACGAAAAGGGUCUCUUGACCACUGAGAAGCAGUGGGAUCUGGACGUUAUCAUCUUCGCAACUGGUUAUGAAGCUAUGGACGGCAGCCUUAAGGUAGUCAACCCAACUGGCACACACGGUACCCUGAACGAGACCUGGGCCAAGGGCUCAACUUCUUACCUUGGACUCAGCGAGGUCGGAUUCCCCAACAUGUUCUUCUCCAUCGGCCCUCAGUCACCAAUCUCCAAUAUUCCUCCUGUUAUUGAAGUCCAGGCCAACUUCAUCGCCGGACUCAUUGCAAAGGCGGAAGCCAAGAAGCAGGAGAACGGCGACGGCAAGACUGUCCUUAUUGAGGCGGACGAACAAGCCAAGGAUGGCUGGCUGAAGAAGUGCCUCGAGAUAGAAGAUGCCAGCUUGAUCAAGACGGUCAAGUCUUUCAUCACCGGUGACUUUGUUAAAGGAUCGAAUGUGCCUGUUCAUUCUUGGCUGGGUGGCUUCCACACCUACCAGCGCUUCAUCAAAGAUGUGUCAGAAAACGAUUAUGUUGGAUUUAAACUUACAAAUUAG
Molecule: messenger RNA, 1608 nt
Organism: Trichoderma gamsii
Lineage: Eukaryota; Fungi; Ascomycota; Sordariomycetes; Hypocreales; Hypocreaceae
Exons: 2
Coding region: 1-1608 (535 amino acids)
Molecular function (GO): flavin adenine dinucleotide binding; N,N-dimethylaniline monooxygenase activity; NADP binding
Source: RefSeq, a predicted model, not a curated record